AUGGACCGGUUACCUUCUAGACUACAGGACCUCACAAAAGAUGAAUUGAUCGAAAAAAUUCUAGAAUCGGAAACAAUAUUAAACGAGUUUCAAGAAUCGAGUAAAGAAUUGGAAAAAGCGUUGGAACAAGAACUACAAGAUUUAGAAUUAUCAAAUCAAAACCUACAAACCCAAAAUCGAAAUCUCAAAAAUCAAAAUAAUUCAAUAAUACAAACCAAUUCAGAGAAUGGAAAACAAAUAGAUAAUUUACAAGAAAUAUUAAGAAAUAAAUCAGAAGAAAUUCACACGUUAAGACAACAAAUAGUUAAAAUUGAAAUAACAAAUGAUUCAAUGGAAAAUCAAGAUAGAAUUAUUCAAAAUGCACUUAAUUUACAAAAAAAUUUUAAUAAUGAUCUUUUGGAAAAAAUUGCUAUACUAGAGGAUGAAAUUGACAGGUCAAGGAAACAAAAUUUUGAAAAACAAUUAUAUAUUACCAACUAUCAAUCCCAAAUUAAAGAAUUGAACUCAAAAAUUGAGAACUUGGAAUCGAAGAUAAAAGAUAUUGAGACUGUUGACACUAAUGAUAAUAAAGUUAAUGAAUACAAUGGAGAUGUACUGUUUGUAACCAUGGAAGAUAUGCUAAAAUCAACUCCACCACCAAAUAAACUCAAGGAACUACAACAACAACAAUCUCAAAGAUCAAAAUUGAAAAAAUCAGAUAGUUUACAAAAACUUAAAAGUCUAACAAGAGAUAUCGAAAUGUUUUUAGGAAACUUCAACAGACAGGUACAUAAUAAUGAUCAUUCAUCUAAUGAAAGAAUUGCAUUAUAUAAAUCACCAUCCACUACUCAUAUAACAAAGAUUAAUAACGGAUCAUCUGAAUUAAUUGGUAAUACUACUGAUCAAAAAAGAUAUAGUAUUAAUAGCAGUAAACGAAUAUCGUUAAGUAAAAGAUUUUCAGAUUUACCUUCAAUCAGUGGUAGUCCAACAUCUAUAAAAAGAGUUAGGUGA
Molecule: messenger RNA, 990 nt
Organism: Lodderomyces jiufengensis
Lineage: Eukaryota; Fungi; Ascomycota; Pichiomycetes; Serinales; Debaryomycetaceae
Exons: 1
Coding region: 1-990 (329 amino acids)
Biological process (GO): vesicle transport along microtubule; chromosome segregation; cell migration
Cellular component (GO): centrosome; kinetochore; kinesin complex
Molecular function (GO): microtubule binding
Source: RefSeq, a predicted model, not a curated record